Portunus trituberculatus (swimming crab) is the source of this 3015-nucleotide messenger RNA. Its product is annotated as protein amalgam-like. Gene Ontology annotation, cellular component: neuron projection. NCBI's taxonomy places the organism in Eukaryota, Metazoa, Arthropoda, Malacostraca, Decapoda, Portunidae. The transcript has 10 exons. The record is from RefSeq and is a predicted model, not a curated record. The coding region runs from base 905 to 2251 and encodes 448 amino acids.
GUCAGUUGUCGCCAGCUUGGUCCGGCGCGCGUGUGUGAGUGGGCUCCUGUGACCCGGAUACAUAUAUAACACAGCAAUGUGAAUCAAGAACAGGUGAAUAAUUGAUGCUCUAAUUAACCUAUGGCGCGGUGACACAGAGGAAGCAAGGGCGCGGAGGGAAGGAGUGACAGCUUAGUGAAACAGGAGAGUCUCGUACUGUGUGACUGCUGAUUACUUACUGAAAACUUGUCAAUUCAAAUCAUCAACCAAAACGAGACGAAAGGAGAGUUUAAUAUUGAUGAGAUUAAGUCAUAUGGUUUGUUGUUUAGUAGAUUGUUAAUGUAGUGUAUAUAUAUUUCAAUAGUUAGUGCUGGAAAGUAUAUAUAUAGUUAGGUUUUUAUUUUACUCGUUGUGAUGUCGAAGCAAUAAGAGAAAGUGGGAAGCAAAACUGGAGAUAAGUGACUAUACGAGUGUCUAGGAUGUUGCUUUAGUUAUACUUGGCACUUAAUUGAGAAACGAGUGGGUGACAUGAAGCGUGUCUGAGGAAAAACACAAACAAACAAACAAAGAACCAGGAAUAUCAAUCUAGUAUAGAAAAAAAAUAAGUAAGGAAAAAAAAAGGACACGAAACACACCAAUCAAAAAAAAAAUCUUGAGUGACGAAAUGAACUAGGAAUCUUAAACCAAUCUAAGGAAAAAGGCUUAAAAAAGUGACAAAAAUACGGAAAGCUUACUUUAUUUAGAAAAAAGAAACUAAGUGAGGAAAAGAAGAAAAACUAGAUUCCAAACCAGUUAAGAAAUAAAAGGCUUGAAAGUGAACUAAGAUAAACCUAAAACUUGAAUAAAACUUGCCUACUUACUUGCCUAGUUACUGACACUGUCCUUCCGUGAGUGGCAGUGAAAGGGUUACAGUAGGCGAGGCAAUAUGAGGAACCAGGGAACUGCUACUGUUACGUUCACUGCUUCACUGCUGUUACUCUCCCUGCUGCUGCUGUUACUGCUGCACCCUGCCCUCUCAAGCUCUCCACUAAAUAAAGACUCGCCCUACUUUGAAGCGCCAGUACAGAACGUGACGGCGCAUGUGGGACGAAUAGCCAAACUCACCUGUGUUGUUGAGAACUUGGGAGACUUCAAGGUGGCGUGGGGCUUCCAAGGGACAGGCGCCGUGCUGACAGUGGCCACGGACGUCCUCACCAACAACCGCCGCGUCAGUAUACAAAGGGAGCAACGGAGCACGUGGGUCCUCACUAUCUCAGACGUCACGCUCAAAGAUGAAGGUGCCUACUGGUGCCAAGUGAACACCUCCCCGCCACGAUCCGUCACUGGCUACCUGACUGUUGUAGAACCGCCUGUGCUGGAUGGCGGAGACGAGGAAGUGACGGUGAACAGUGGCGAGGCAGCGAACCUCACCUGUAGGGCGCACGGCACACCCACGCCCACGAUUAGAUGGAUCAGAGAGGACUACGACAGCAUUAGAAUUACUGACGCGGUCUUUGUACAAGACUUCGUCGGGAGCACACUGCCGCUGAAGGAAGUGAACCAGCGCAGUGCAGGCGGGUACCUCUGCAUCGCUAGCAACGGCCACCCUCCUUCCAUUAGCAAGCGAGUCAUUGUCAACGUGAACUACAAGCCAUUAGUUCAAGGCCCAAAGCAGACCAUGUGGGCACUGCCAGGCUCCACCGUCAGCCUCACCUGCCUCUACGCCGCCCAUCCCGAGCCUCACGUGGUCUGGAUGAGGGAAAAUUCGCUCGGUUCGCAGCUUCUUAGUGAUGAUUACUUCACUGUCACGCCGCAAGAUGGCCACCCUCCUUAUACGCACAACAUGACGCUCAAUAUGAGGAACUUGCUUCGGUCCGAUUUCGGCAUCUACACCUGUGUCAUCAAAAACUUCAUGGGGCAAGAACAAGCGUCAACGAUUCUAAGAGAGUUAAUCACCACCACCACCACUACUACCACCACUACUACUACCACCACCACCACCACUACUAUGGUACCACCCCCGCGGCUGCUCUACGGUGACUACGACGACAAUGCGAAGAACCUGACGGCGCCCUUGGUAGUCAACACCUCCCCCGGGAUGUCUAAAGACGCGGGUGUGCAGUCAGCGCCCUCUCGAGAUCAGCACUAUGGCAACAGGAGGUCCAAAAACAUAGCUAGGAUUAAUAUUUUAGACAACAAGCCAAGCGCCGCGUCACAGCCAGGCAGGGACGCCACCGUGGUUCUCUUACCGCUGCUUGCCCGUGUGCUGUGGGGACCUCAUCUAUUCCUCUAGUAGGAGCCACACGGGGCGGCCACCAGCGAGGGACGGAGAAGGAGCAGCGCCAAGACAGAGGGAUAGACAGAGAAGACACGUGUUUAUAGAGGCACAGAGGCAAAAAGAGAGAUUGGAACCAUGUUUUUUUUAUAUAAGAGGGUAAAGUUGACAAAUGGCAAUAUUAAACGAGAAGAAAAGACCCACUAAGUUGCCAGUCACCCGAGAAUUAACCAAAAAAAAAGGGAUAACUGUCUUAAAACCUUGUAUUUGUACUUGUGAUGUAUCGAGAACAGUGUGAAUGAAAAGCAACUGAAUUAUUAAACAGGUACUAACAGAGGAGAUGAAAUUGUGAGAUACUUGUGAGGUAUUGAGAAAACUAGUCUGAUUUAGGUUGAGAAAACUAAAAGUGUAUAAAAAAGGAGAAGGAAAAAGGAUAGAUACAUCAAAAUAGAAGCCAGCAGGAUAGGUGUAUGACUUUAGAGCCACAGAGACACAAAGGGAGCAGAAAUACGAGGCGUGAUAUCUGUGAGACAUUGAGAAAACUAGUGAGAUUUGUGGGGGAAAAUUACAAUGGAGUGUUUAGAUAGAGAAAGGAAGAAAACAGGGUUAGGUGCGCCAAGAAACUAACAGGAAGUAUACGAGCUUUUUAGAGGCACAUAAACACAGAGACAAAAAUAAAAGGUAUGAAUAUUAUCAGGUAAAGAGAAAUCUGGUGUGAUUAGUGAGAUGAAAUACCGUUAGGGUGUUGAUAUAGAAGGAAGGAAGGAAAAAUAAAUAGAACG